This is a messenger RNA of Melospiza georgiana, 822 nucleotides long. RefSeq names its product chymotrypsin-like elastase family member 2A. The coding region runs from base 1 to 813 and encodes 270 amino acids. NCBI's taxonomy places the organism in Eukaryota, Metazoa, Chordata, Aves, Passeriformes, Passerellidae. The transcript has 8 exons. The record is from RefSeq and is a predicted model, not a curated record. Gene Ontology annotation, biological process: proteolysis. Gene Ontology annotation, molecular function: serine-type endopeptidase activity.
AUGCUUGGAAUCCUCUUUGCUCUGUUAGCUCUGGCCUCUGCAGCCUUUGGCUGCGGGGUUCCUUCCUACCCACCUCUUGUGACCAGAGUUGUUGGAGGGGAAAAUGCAAGGCCAUACAGCUGGCCCUGGCAGGUCUCCCUUCAAUACUAUGCCAAUGGCAAGUGGAGCCACACCUGUGGGGGAACCCUGAUUGCCACCAACUGGGUGAUGACAGCUGCCCACUGCAUCAGCUCUACUAUGACCUACAAAGUGCUGAUUGGAAAAUACGACCUGUCAGCUACGGAAGCAGGAUCAGUUGCAGUUUCUCCAUCAAAGAUCAUUGUCCAUAGGAACUGGAAUUCAAAUAAUGUUGCCAAUGGGUACGACAUUGCUCUGAUCAAGCUCUCUCAGCACGUCACCCUGAGCGACAAGAUCCAGCUGGCCUGCCUGCCCGCUGCCCAGACCAUCCUGUCCGCCAACACUCCCUGCUAUGUCACUGGCUGGGGAAGACUGCAGACUAAUGGACCCCUUCCUGACAAGCUGCAGCAAGGCCGUCUGCUGGUGGUGAAUUAUGCCACCUGCUCCAGCUCUUCCUGGUGGGGAACCACUGUGAAAUCCACCAUGGUUUGUGCUGGUGGGGAUGGAGUCAUCUCCAGCUGCAGCGGUGACUCUGGUGGCCCGCUGAACUGCCAGAGGGCUGAUGGCACCUGGGAAGUGCACGGCAUUGUCAGCUUCGGCUCCUCCAUCAGCUGCAACUACUACCACAAACCCUCUGUGUUCACCAGGGUCUCUGCCUACAACAGCUGGAUCCAGCAGGUUAUGGCAAGCUACUAAUCCACUGAG